UCCAACAUGGCGGAGCACGAAAACACAAACAUGGAAGCCGAGAAGAUACGAGCCAGCAACAGCCAGGGCGGCUCGGUUGGUGAGGAGAGCUGCUCCACGGCGGACUACUGUGAGAAGCUACAGGCCUGGAUGUGGCAGUACUACAGCGGCUACGUCACCUGGCAGAGCUGGCUGGCCGCCUCCGCCUGGUCCUACCCCUGGUACCUACCCCCGAGCCCCGCUGCGGCCGAGUUGAGCUCACAGAACUGGCUCGGUGCUCCGUUCGCUCCGCCACCGACUGUCGCUGCCCCAGCCAGCCGGACAAGUGCGGCUGCGGGCGGGGCUGUCGUUGCACCGGCACAGCCCCAGCAGCAGCAGCCGCAGGACAACGGCCCCGGCCGGAGAGCAGCAGGUCGAGAGUACGGCAUUCCGUCACCCUUCCAGAGGCUGCUGGCUGAAAUGGUCGACUUCUUCAUCCUGUUUUUCAUCAAAGCAACAAUCAUAAUCAGCAUCAUGCACCUGAGUGGAAUCAAGGACGUGUCCAAGUUCGCCAUGCAUUUCAUUGUGGAGGAAAUCGAUGAGGACACGUCGAUGGAGGAGUUGCAAAAAAUGAUGCUGGUUGCUUUGGUCUAUCGGAUAUUGGUGUGUUUUUAUGAGAUCGUGUGUGUUUGGGGAGCGGGUGGAGCCACUCCAGGAAAGUUCCUCAUUGGACUCAGAGUUGUCACAUGUGACUCGUCAGUUCUGGUCCAGCCCAACAGGGUUCUGGUGGUGCCUGCAUCUAACGUGUCCCUGUCAGCGUCGACGGUCCGUGCUCUCAACAAGAACUUCUCCAUCGCCUUCUUCUUCCCGGCCUUCAUCACGCUUCUGUUCUUUCAGCACAACAGGACUGUGUACGACAUGGUGGCGGGCACCAUCGUGGUCAAGCGCUCCCGCCUCAGAUGACACUCCUCCCCUCAAACGUGGAGCUUGUUGACUGGGAAGACCUUACAGUAUGAUGGGGUCCAAAGCUCCCAUGUGUCAAGAGCGUCAGCGAGAUCGAGGGGAUGAUCACAACAGCUCGGACUCAGGACUGUGCUUUUCUUCAUUGCCAGUAUAGUGUUAAUAGCAAUACUCUUUAUUUAAGACUGUGUCCUGGUCCCCUGAUGUUUGGACUCAUAGACUGGGCCCGAGCGCUUGCACUGCUCGCUCCAAGCCACUCCACCGAUGUGUUCUUUCUCUACUCGGCAGCAUGUGACUCAGAUGUUUAUUGUAUUACAAGAUUUUGCAAUUCACAUUAAACAGAACAACCACGGUCGUCCAGACCUUCGUGCAUGUGGUCUGCUACACCCACGCUGCUGCUCACGCUGCUGUCUUGAGGCGUGACUGGGAAGGACACAGGUAGAAACCAGUAUAUCAGAGGGACAGCUGAUGGUUCGGACAUGGAGCGAGAAGGUUUGAGGUCCAUGGAUGCGAUGAAGGAGGGCAAGAAGAGGAGAGGUGUGACCAGUGGAGGAUGAUGGAGGUAGGUGGAGCAGGCUGCUGAAUGAAGUGUAACUGCACAUCAGUGUUUGGCCCCAUCUAGUGUUGGGUGUUGGUCAUUAACUGUUUCAGUCGAGAGGUGUUCGGAAAGCGAAGUGGCGAGUCUGUCUGCCUGUACUCC
Molecule: messenger RNA, 1618 nt
Organism: Synchiropus splendidus (mandarinfish)
Lineage: Eukaryota; Metazoa; Chordata; Actinopteri; Syngnathiformes; Callionymidae
Gene: fam8a1b
Product: family with sequence similarity 8 member A1b
Exons: 5
Coding region: 7-921 (304 amino acids)
Source: RefSeq, a predicted model, not a curated record